AUGGAUCCUCAGCAACGGAGACCAGAAACUGCUCGAGCCCCACCGGUUGGAGAGCCCGGCGGCGAUAUAUCUUCGAUUUUCAUUGCGUUCGGUGUUUUCGCUGCGAUCGCCGCUUUGGUCAUGUUUCCUUCAUCGUUGGUGCACCAAGUUCCUGAAGGUCACGUUGGAGCGUAUUGGAGAGGUGGUGCUCUUCUCAACAUUAUCACAGAGCCUGGUUUUCAUCUAAAGCUGCCUUUCAUAACCAACUAUGAGCCUGUUCAAGUUACUCUCCAAACAGAUCAAGUUAAGGAUAUACCAUGUGGUACCAAAGGAGGUGUUAUGAUUACCUUUGAGAAGAUAGAGGUUGUUAAUCGAUUGCGUAAGGACUUUGUCUUUGACACUCUGCUCAACUACGGUGUGAACUAUGAUAACACAUGGAUAUAUGACAAGAUUCACCAUGAGAUCAACCAGUUCUGCAGCUCUCAUUCGCUUCAGCAAGUCUACAUUGACAUCUUUGACCAGAUUGAUGAACGGAUGAAAGAGGCUCUUCAGGCUGAUUGCACACGUUAUGCUCCAGGAAUCGAGAUUAUUAGUGUGCGUGUGACUAAGCCGAAAAUUCCAGAGAGUGUAAGGAGAAACUUUGAGCAAAUGGAAGAGGAACGCACUAAGGUCUUGAUUGCUAUUGAGAAACAAAGAGUUGCUGAGAAAGAGGCAGAGACGAAGAAAAUAAUGGCCAUUAGUGAAGCCGAGAAGAACGCCAAUGUUAGCAUGAUUCAUAUGCAACAGAAGCUGACAGAGAAAGACAGUUCAAGAAGAGAAGCAGAUAUUGAGAAUCAGAUGUAUCUUGAUCGUCAAAAGAGUCUUGCUGAUGCAGAUUACUACCGUGUACUGAAAGAAGCUGAAGCAAACAAAUUGAAGCUCACUCCUGAGUUUCUCGAACUCAAGUUCAUCGAUGCCAUUGCUCGCAACACCAAAAUAUUCUUCGGAGACAAGGUACCUAACAUGGUAUUGGAUCAAAGGCUGCUUGGGAACUUCCUCAAUCAUUCUACAAAAGACAAAGAUGGAAACUUGGAAAUGUCCACUGAUACAUAG
Molecule: messenger RNA, 1071 nt
Organism: Microthlaspi erraticum
Lineage: Eukaryota; Viridiplantae; Streptophyta; Magnoliopsida; Brassicales; Brassicaceae
Source: the annotation of a GenBank genome assembly